This is a messenger RNA of Rotaria sordida, 468 nucleotides long. NCBI's taxonomy places the organism in Eukaryota, Metazoa, Rotifera, Eurotatoria, Philodinida, Philodinidae. The record is from the annotation of a GenBank genome assembly.
AUGAUGUUACUCUAUAUUGCACUUGUUCUUCUACCUGCAACACUGGCCACAAUAGGCGUCGAUGUCUCCACAGCGGUUACACAAGCGAAUUUCGCUUGUCUGAAAGGAAAAGGAUACAAUUUUGCUAUCGUUCGAGCUUAUCAAAGUUCUGGUACGUUCGAUCCGAAUGCUGUUCAAACGAUUAAAAAUGCUUGGAAUGCUAGAAUAGCUCAUGUCGACGCUUACAUUUUUCCGUGUGUGAAAUGUGGUAAUGGUCCCGUACAGAUCUCAACUACAAUCAAAACGCUGAAGGAGAGCGGUGCUAAAAUUGGCAUGCUGUGGCUUGAUGUCGAAGGCGGAACUCAGUACUGGAGUGCGGAUAUAGGAAAAAAUGUAGCGUUUAUUCAGUCUAUGGUCGAUGAAUUAAAAUAUGAUAAUGAUCAGUUAUGUGAAUCUCUUGAAAGAAAUGAUAAUUCAAUAUGUAGCUGA